Messenger RNA from Oncorhynchus masou masou (cherry salmon), 8738 nucleotides. RefSeq names its product sarcolemma associated protein a (gene slmapa). Gene Ontology annotation, biological process: single fertilization; acrosome assembly. The record is from RefSeq and is a predicted model, not a curated record. Bases 1491 to 3959 code for a protein of 822 amino acids. The transcript has 23 exons. Gene Ontology annotation, cellular component: acrosomal membrane. NCBI's taxonomy places the organism in Eukaryota, Metazoa, Chordata, Actinopteri, Salmoniformes, Salmonidae. Gene Ontology annotation, molecular function: protein binding.
AUAUGUCGCGUGCGCUACAACGGCAACACAUCGGCGCUUUUACCGGUCUGUCUGAUAUCAUUUCAGUUAUGACUACGGAUUCUUGUGGAGGAGGACAAGUUUUUCGAAAGUUUACCCAAUUCAACGGAAUAAUUCUGUAAAAUCACAUCUUGUGUCAUCGAUAAGUGUGUCUUAUUAACUUGGGGGUAAUCUUCAGAAGAUUAGCUACUGGACUGGGGAUGAAGCCUAAACUCGUCUCAGUUUUCCGUGUCUGCUCUGUCAGCUAGCUGGCUAACUAGCUAGCAAGGCUAUCCAUCCAAGCUAACUAUUUCCGACUCAGCUAACGUUUGCUUUUUUUGUGUGAAGAGGGCCCAGCUUUACUAGCUAGCCUUACAUGUCUUUAGUUGCUUGUCUCGAAUUGAUUAUUAUUAUUUUUUGCCACGAAGUAGCGUUAUUCAAGAGUUGGUUGAACACCAGUCGACUAUUCACCCGAAGAGGCCGCUCCGGCUUGAUUACAAGUUGUUAGCACGUUAGCUAGCUUUAUUUUUUUUUUAGAUAUUUUUUCUUUUUUAUAGCUAUAUCUGGGUAGUUGCCAGCAAACAGCCAAACUGCAGGGUUUUUGUAAUAGGCACAUUAAUCUCUACAUCUCGCUGCAAUACCCAUUUUAGAUUUAAGGGUUGUCUGCAGCAGUUUGAAACAUUUCAGCUUCGAGAUGAGAAAGAUUUGUUGCUGUUCAGGGCCCUGAAACUCAAUAUUAGCUUGCUAGUCUGCCUGAGUUGGGAGUGGCUAGGGGUUUGCAUUAGCUGGUUAGCGAGCUAGCUAACAAACAAGGUCAGAUGUUCUUAUAUCGCACCCGUCUAUAGUGCGUAGGAUAAACAAAACGUAAUGACACAAACUCUCUAUAGAAAAACAAUGUAUUAAUGACCUGUUAAACCACGGUCAGAUUGACAGCGGUUGUGUUUCAAUAGCCGUAUCAUCAGCAGGCGCAGGGAUAGGAAACCCCGCACUGGUCAAAUAGUUUGUAUAAACUACCAAUCUGGAUUUAUCCGUUGCUGUGCUGAAGAUUGGUUGCCACACGAGCCUGCUCAAUAUAGCUUCUUUCCCUGUACAUUUUGAUGGACGUGGUUAGAUAUUUUCUAGACGGCUACUAUUGUUAUCGUCAUGCAAUUCUGGCUAGUCAGAGAUCUGACCUGUACAUAGUCGUGUUGAAUAACAUUCAGUGGACGUAAUGUAGCUCUGUGGAAAGAGAGUCCAAAAAUCUUUUUUUUUUUUUUUUUUUUUACUUAGAUUUACCAGAGUGUUGGUUACGUUUCUCGUUGAAAAACGAAAAAAUGAAUAUAAUGUUUGAUAGCUAGUUAGUGCUUAAACUCAAAAUAGAAUAGCCAGCCAGCGGAAUAGCUAGGCUAAAUUGAAUUAACAGCCGAUGAUUGAAGACUUAGAACGUUGUCAUUCUGGAUCAAGAAACCCUGUCUUUAGUCUCUGGUUGGAGUAACACUCCCAAGACAUCAUCAAUGCCUUCAGCGCUGGCCGUUUUCUCCUGCCGUCCGAAUUCACACCCUUUUCAGGAACGUCAUGUCUACCUGGACGAGCCAGUCAAGAUCGGGCGGUCUGUGGCACGAUGCCGACCGGCUCAGAACAACGCUACGUUCGACUGCAAGGUUCUGUCACGGAACCAUGCCCUCCUCUGGUUCGAUCACAAGACUGGCAAGUUCUACCUCCAGGACACUAAAAGCAGUAACGGGACGUUCAUCAACAGCCAGCGUCUGAGCCGGGGGUCUGAGGAAAGCCCCCCCUGCGAGGUCCUCUCUGGCGACACCAUCCAGUUUGGGGUUGACGUCACAGAGAACACGCGCAAAGUCACUCAUGGCUGCAUAGUGUCUACAAUCAAGCUGUUUCUACCUGAUGGCAUGGAGGCUCGACGACGAUCAGAUGUCAUCCAAGCACCGUUACCACUUCCUGUUGAUAAGGUUGCAGCCAACACCCCCAGUAUGUACUCUCAGGAACUCUUCCAGCUCUCCCAGUAUCUGCAGGAGGCCCUACACAGGGAGCAGAUGUUGGAACAGAAGUUGGCAACGCUGCAACGCCUACUGGCCACCACACAGGAGGCUUCAGAGAGCAGCUGGCAGGCUCUGAUAGAUGAGGACCGGCUUCUCUCCAGACUAGAGGUGAUGGGCAACCAGCUACAGUCCUACUCUAAAAACCAAACCGAGGAUGGGAUGCGUAACGAGCUGGUAGCCCUGCAGGAAGAUAAACACAACUAUGAGACCACGGCCAAAGAGUCCCUGAGGAAGGUCCUACAAGAGAAGAUAGAGGUGGUCAGGAAGCUGUCAGAGGUCGAGAGAUCUCUGAGUAACACGGAGGAUGAGUGUACUCAUCUGAAGGAGAUGAACGAGAGGAACCAGGAGGAGCUCAGAGAACUGGCUAAUAAAUACAACGGGGCCAUCAACGAGAUCAAGGACCUCACUGACAAGAUAAAGCUGGCAGAGGGUCGUCAGGAGGAGUUGACUCAGAGGGGUCAGAUGGAGAAGAAGGAACUGCAGCUUUGUAUUGAUGAGCUGGAGGAGAAGGAACAGGCUCUACAGGCCCGUAUCGAGGCCUUACAGGCUGAUAACGACUUCACGAAUGAACGCCUCACUGCCCUGCAAGUUCGGUUAGAACAGCUUCAGGAGAAAAGCAUAAAGGACAACAACAGUUUAGGAGAUCCACCAGGAGACAAUGACGUAGACGUUGACAUCAACCUGAACCAACAGGAAGCCGUGAAACAGUUGAAAGAAGCAGUUGGCUCGUCGUUGCACAAGCUGGCCAACUUUGACGAGGUCAUAGAUGCCCACCUGCAGAACAACCAGACAGCAGAAGGAGACAGCCUUACCAGUCCUGACAGACUCAAAGAAAACCUAGUGGAUGCUAAGGAGUCGGACAUGUCAGAUACACUAAGUCCCAGCAAAGAUCGCAGCAGUGACGACACGUCAGACGGAAACAUGGAUGAUCAUGAGCUGAACGAGCCACAGAACAGGGUUGCCCUGCUCAAAGAUGAGCUCAGUCGCGCCAACCUGGAGCCCGGGGACACAGAGCAGGUGAUUAACCACCUCCACAGAGAGCUGCUGGAGGCCCAGGAGUUGGCCAACACAGGCAAGCAGAAGUGUCUGGAGCUCCAGGCCUUACUGGAGGAGGAGAGGAGGAGUAACAGGCAGCAGACUGAGGAGUCAGCCAAGCAGAUCCAGUACCUACAGAUGCAGAUCAGUACAUUGCAGAGUACAUGGGAGGAGCUGAAGGAGCAGAGAGAGAGCAGCAUCAGCAGCACACAGGAGGAGCUGUACUCUGCUCAGGAGGAGGUGCUAGUUCUCCACCACGCCAUGGAGGCCGCCACGGCCGAGAGGGAGCGAGACAUCGCCGCCCUGCAGAGGGACCUGGGAGGUGUCACGGCCGAGCUGGAGAAGUGGCGUCAGGCUGCGUCGAAAUACGAACAGGAGAUCAACUCCCUGCAGGCCACCUUCCAACAGCAGAGCCUGCACCAGCAGAGAGCCCUCGAGCUACAAGGAGAGUUGGAGCGUCUUCAGAAGGACUGCUAUAAUAAUCUCAGUUCCAGGGAGCAGACUGCCAGUCUGAACAGCAGUCUGCAGUUACUGGAGAAGUCCCAGGGAGAGAUGCAGAGUAGACUGGGCUCACUGCAGGACCAACACCUCCAGGACGCUAACAAGCUGCAGUCACAGUUAACCCAGGCUGCUAGCAGGACACAGAGCCUGCAGAGAGAGUAUGAGGACACCCAGACCUUGCUAUCUGACCUGCGGCAGCGUUAUGACAGGACAGAGCAGGAGAAACGCUCCAUCAACGAGGAGCUGGAACAGUGUAAAUUCAACCUCAAACUGCUACAGGACAAGGGCAAGAAUAUUGGUUGGAGCCCCUGGAUACCGGUGGUAGCAGUGAUGGUAGCAGUGACAGCAGUGGUGCUUUACCACAACUCCAAGAGCACCUCGAACUGAGGAGGCAGCGACCUAUAUAACCACACCGCCUGUACCACCUCUACCUGUCUACCAGGCCUGCCCUGGCCUCCACUCCUCCCUCCACACCCCAACCUCCUGUACCACCUCUACCUGUCUACCAGGCCUGGCCUCCACUCCUCCCUCCACACCCCAACCUCCUGUACCACCUCUACCUGUCUACCAGGCCUGGCCUCCACUCCUCCCUCCACACCCCAACCUCCCGCCCACCUUGCCCUCUCUCCACACCCCAACCUCCUGCCCACCUUGCCCUCCCUCAACACCCCAACCUCCCGCCCACCUUGCCCUCUCUCCACACCCCAACCUCCCGCCCUUAUAGCCUCCUGAUCGAUCCUCCAGGGCUGCUACCCCUUUGUCUCCUUGAUUGAUAGAUGUAUUAAUUCAUUAAUUGAUUACCUCCCGUCUGGUCUAGUAGUUCCCCCACAUAAAGGCCCUCUGCUUUAAACUGUACAAAGUCAAACUGUAUAUAUAUAUAUAUAUAUAGAGAGAGAGAGAGCGAGAGGAAAGAUGAAUACAAUUAGUCAUUUCUACCAUAGAUUAAAUACUAUAUCAGCAGUUAUUGUUUUCUGUAAUCAGUUGGAUGAUGGGAAUAUUGGUCAUUGUAUUAUUAUCAUUAAAGUGGCCUAAACUAGGCUUUGUUUUAGUUCUGAUGGGUACCAAACCUUUCUUAAUUACUUUGGGCUCCAGGUUGUUUUAGAGGAGUUGACUUCCUGUGUGGUUGGGUUGUUCAUGUGCUAUUUACAAAUCUGGGUUUAAUAUUGAAGCCAAAAUCAUCAAUGUGAUUAUUUGUUAGGUUACAUCCCUAAUGGUCGAACCAGCAUACUUAUCCCUGUAUGUUGCCCUGGGCAAAGGUACUGCACUAUAUAGGGAAUAGGGUGCUGUUUUGGGAACGUGCGGCCUUCAUGAGGCACAAGGGGUUGUUAAGUGCCUAUUGAAACUAACAGACGAGUCGGAUUGAACUUUCUAGAAGCCAUUUCUAAACAACUAAGUUAUUGAAACCCAUCUGGUGUGUGUAGGUAACUGGGUUUAUACCGACAUGUAUCUCUGCUGAACUAUUCCGUCUUGUUUUAUUUGUGUAUUGUAAAAAAAUAAUAAUAAUAACUAUGGACAAAAUAUACAUCAUGUUUAAAACAACACUACAGAACUUGUUAUUCGGAUGUGAUACUAGAUGAGUUUUGGUAACUUUGGAGAUAUGUUGACUUGAACACAGUUUAUUUGGCCUCUGGUUUCAGCCACAAGAAGACAUUAUAGGCACAACCCCUUCAGUUGAUCAUGUUGUUAAAGGCUGUAGUGGACUGGACCAGUAAGUAGUCUGUCUGUCUCUAAACUCUAGCCUGCUAACUCUGGGUUCUUGGCCCAUGUGCAGAUGGUAACCUACCCAGGGCAAACUCCGAACCUUAUAUGGUAUGACGUGAUUAAUCUGUUGUAAUAAAAAAUACAAAUAAAACAUUUAAUAUGGGCUAUGAUGGGACCAGAGUUUUUCCAUCGGGUCAAAUGGGUUGAAGAACAACUCCUGGCCUUGAAAUCUGUCAAACUGUAGCAACCUUGUAGUUGUUCGUAUGAAUUAUAUUUGAAAGAAGGAGGGGGGGGGGUUCCUACUGUGUACACAGAGAAUGCAACAUGAUUGGCCGAUAACACUCACAUAGGGCUGAGCUUGCUAUAUGCAGGUCUGCAUCGUGUGGUCUUUCCCUAUGCAACUGUAGGCGUCAUGAAAAUGUACCUCGGUCUUGUCAGCUUUUGUUUAUAUUGAUUCAUUCCAGUCAAGGUAGCCUAGUCAGUCCCAAGUUUGAAUGUAAACUCCAUUUGAUCCCAUUCACAUGUUCUCAGAAACAAAAGGGGCUAUAAAUACAGAAUGUUACUGCUUCAUCUACCCUGGCCAGAGGGACUGGGCACAGUAGGCUAGACUGCAGCUGUCCUUAACCAACAGUUGAUCAGACUGAGAUCGCUGAUGUUUAGGUGUUUAGGCUACUACAUUUAUCGAAGUGUUUGUUUUUUUUUGUUUUUUUUUGCUUGUGUCUGUCGAGAGUGAUGUGUUAUCAUGCUUGCUAAAUAAAUACUGGAGGAAAGUGGAAAGCACACCUUUGAGCUUUGUGCCUGGCCUGCACUUCCUGCGAUUUCCGUGAAUCUGAUUGGUCAAGACACGCAAAGAGCCUGCAGCAGCACUCCGAUGUGAAGGACAGACAUUUUGUUUUGUACAAUUUGACAAAUCGUGACACAAAUCGGUCAAAAAAAUGUAUCAAACUAUAUCCAAAGUGGUGUUAAGAGUAAAAUGUGGUGCCUCACCUGAUUUGAAAAGGAUGUGCCCUCAUGUUUACCCAUGUAUAUGGUUCUAGUCCCAGACCCUGCCCAUAUGGUUCUAGUCCCUCUGUAUUUUAUGGGUUCUAGCCCAAACCCUGCCCAUGUCUAUGGUUCUAGUCCCAGACCCUGCCCAUAUGGUUCUAGUCCCUCUGUAUUUUAUGGGUUCUAGUCCCAAACCCUGUCUAUGGUUCUAGUUCCAGACCCUGCCCAUGUCUAUGGUUCCUAGUCCCAGACCCUGCCCAUGUCUAUGGUUCUAGUCCCAGACCCUGCCCAUGUCUAUGGUUCUAGUCCCAGACCCUGCCCAUGUCUAUGGUUCUAGUGUCAGACCCUGCCCAUGUCUAUGGUUCUAGUCCCAGACCCUGCCCAUGUCUAUGGUUCUAGUCCCAGACCCUGCCCAUGUCUAUGGUUCUAGUGUCAGACCCUGCCCAUGUCUAUGGUUCUAGGCCUUCUCUACUUUAUGGGUUCUAGUCCCCAGGCCCAAGCGCACAGUAUGUUUUGGGUUCUAGUCCCAUACCAGUAUGUUAAUGGUUGUAUUCCCAGCCAGCCAGAAAGAACUCUGUACCACAGAUCACUACUCCGAAGUCACCUGAGGAUGAAUCUGCUGCCUUACCUGUCUGUGACAUGGAGUUCCCCGUCGCUCACCUCCAGACUGAACCUGGAGCAGAAAGCUAUGAACAUGUCAGACUGGUUGGUUUGGCAUUAUUUGUUAUCCUACCACUAAGCACAGUGAUGUUCACUACCAGUCCAGUGUGGUACAUAGAGGUUGAAAGGUCCGAGGUUAACCUGGGUGUUGUGUUUUGAGACUGGAUCAAUGUGAAUCAGGGAAACAAUCAACAUGAAGAAAAGGAAAGUUUAAGGGUUUACUUUUGUGUGUGUUUGAUGCCUAGUCUGGUUAAAACAGACAGAAUGCUGGCAUCACCAUUAAGCUCCCCGAUUCAGUGUGGCUAUACCAGGAUCAUACAGAGUUUACUGGCUUUGCAAAGCAGCUCUUCAUCCUAUUUCACUGUGUCAAUACAUGUCAAUGCUUCAACGCCCCCGAUUUAAACCCUAUCCUGUGCCACCACCACCACCUGAGUACAGGACUGGACCAUACAGGAGACACCAGGAAGGAGGAGGUUAAAAUCAGUCCAGCCAGCCAGCGGGACACCAUGAACUACAACCGUCUUGUUCACGCAUCACACAGUGACGUGACACAGUGACUUGUGUUUCACAUCACAAGGCCUCGAUCAUCAUCUUAAGGACACAAUAACAAAUCCCUUUUUCACGCUUUCCAAAUGUGAUGUUUAUCGCUAGAAUGUGUCAAAUAAGAAUGCAGUCUCAUGUCACCCACAGUAUGUGUUUUGGAUACACAGUGAGCUUCAAAAGCAGUGCGACACUUUUUGUUGUUUUGGUUCUGUGCUCCGGGCACUUUGUAUCAUUUCAAAUCUAAUGACUAUGAGGUCAAAGUGCAGACUGUCAGCUUUAAUAUGAGGGUAUUGUCAUCCAUAUCGGGUGAACCGUUUAGAAAUUACAGCACUUUUUGUACAUAUCCCUCAUUUUAGGGGACCAAAAGUAUUGGGAACAUUUCACUGUGUAUUAAAGUAGUCAACUUGGUCCCAUAUUCAGAGCAGAUACUGAUGACAUCAAGCUGGUGACUCUACACACUCAUUGGAUGCAUUUGCUGUUUGUUUUGGUUGUGUUUCAGAUUAUUUUGUGCCCAAUAGAAAUGAAUGGUAAAUAAUGUAUUGUGUCAAUAGAGUCUCACUUAUUGUAAAUAGGAAUAUAAUUUCUUUCUACAUGCUAAUACAUUCAUGUGAACACUACCAUGAUUUAGGAUCAUCCUGAAUGAGAGAAAUGUUGAGGCACAAAUAUAGCCCCAAGACAUGCUAACCUCUCAACGAACUGCAAAUUCAUCCAUUUUUUAUUUUACCUUUAUUUAACCAGGCAAGUCAGUUAAGAACGACAAUGACGGCCUGGGAACAGUGAGUUAACUGCCUGUUCAGGGGCAGAACUACAGAGUUGUACCUUGUCAGCUCGGGGAUUUGAACUUGCAACCUUUCGGUUACUAGUCCAACGCUCUAACCACUAGGCUACCCUGCCGCCCCAUCUGGUAUGCAGCAUCACCAGCUUGACGUCGUCGUUGCCUGCUAGGAAUAUGGGACCAAAUACUACCUUCUGACUACGUUAAUACACAUAUAAGUGAGAUUGUCCCAAUACUUUUAAUCCCCCAUUUUAGGGGACCACGUCCAAAAAGUGAAGUAAUUUCUGUUAAACUGAAUUAAAUGGAAAAUACCCACAAAUUAAAGCUGACAGUCUACACUUUACCCUUAGUCAUCGUAUCUUUCCGAAGUGUGCUGGAGUUUGAGCCAAAACUAAAUGUGUGACUGCUUUUUUUGUUUUGUUCACUGUGUGUUUGUGUAAAUAUACAUUCUCGACAACACAAAAUAAAAGUUGAUACUAAGUGAUAUUGGUCACAUCAUCCAA